AUGCCGUCCAACAUCAUAAACUCGCCGUUCUCGACCUCAAUUCCGCCAGGACACGGCGAGGUUGUCCUCUCGAUUCUUCCUCCCGGUAUCCCUUCUAUUAGUAUACUCUCGUACAGAUAUCCUCUGAAGUUGAUAUCGCGCAUACCCGCCUGCAGACUCGAUUCCAAGUACCCUGCCUCCGCGACCAGACCAGUACACCUCUAUCUCCUUUCUUACGGCGGAGGAUUCCUACCAGGUGAUCAUAUUGAGGUAUCGAUAAAACUGCAGCCGCGAAGUCGCCUCGUUGUUACUACUCCGCAGGGUAGCACGAAAAUAUACAAAACGGAGUCCCAAGCGGAGCGCGAUAAGCGGACCGUUCCUGGUUCCAAACUGGACAGAAGCCAGCAGAUAAUAAACGUGGAACUGUCCGCUGAAUCUGGUCUAUGCUACUUGCCUGACCCGGCUGUGCCGUUUGAAAAGAGUAGAUACGAACAGAUUCAGCGAUUUACGCUACUUGAGGGCGAAGAUUUGAGCAGGACUACAGCUCCAUCAGCCAAAGAUGGAGAAAAGGACAAGAGCUGUCAUCUGGCCAGCCUCUGUGUACUCGACUGGGUAACAGAGGGUCGCAGUGCAAGAGGCGAAAACUGGGCGUUUGAUCUAUGGGAGGGUCGCAAUGAGGUAUGGGUCCGGGACUGCAAAACGGGCAAGACAAGGCUCCUCGUCCGCGACACGGUAAUCUUAUCCGAUGAGACCAGUGCAUCAAACGAGAACGACACUCCUAACGGAGACAUUAGGCAGCAUAAGCGUCAGGCACAGUUUUCUGCAACUCCUCUUCCGAUCUCUUCUCGGACGGCUCCUCACGGCGUGUUGGGAACGUUGAUUCUAUACGGACCCCUAUUCGAUUCUCUAUCCGCAUGCUUCAUGGAAGAAUUCUCCUCCAUGCCCCGAAUCGGUAAUCGCUAUGGACCGUCUUCUCAGCCUGCCCACGAAACGGGCACCAGCAAAACCAGCAAUGUUACGUGGACAGCAGCACGCGUCCGCUCACGCUUCGUGAUUGUUAAAUUCGGUGCACCAGAUUUCGAGUCAGCCAAAUGUUGGCUAGGAGGCAUACUUCGCAAAGAAGGUAGUGUCCAGAAGGAAUUUGGUGAAGAAGCACUCUUGUAUCUCUAA
Messenger RNA from Uncinocarpus reesii 1704, 1149 nucleotides. RefSeq lists its product as uncharacterized. NCBI's taxonomy places the organism in Eukaryota, Fungi, Ascomycota, Eurotiomycetes, Onygenales, Onygenaceae. Bases 1 to 1149 code for a protein of 382 amino acids. The transcript has a single exon. Gene Ontology annotation, molecular function: nickel cation binding. The record is from RefSeq and is a predicted model, not a curated record.